AUGUCUCAUGCUACCCAUCGACUAUCGCAGUCAAUAAGUGGGGGUUGGAGAGAAGGCAUUUCCUUGAGUUUCGUCAGCCCAGUUGACGAUGAAGUAGGGGUAUGGGUGGCUUCCUGGAGAGCCGUCUCUGCGAGAGAUCUAAUCGAUUCUCGCGUCGUGUCGGUCGACGCAGAGACUAGUGUUGAGGAGGCAUGUGAGGUUCUCAUGACGGAGAACAUUCCUUGUUUGGUUAUCAAGUCGAAUUCUUCCGAUGCGUCAGGUUCGAAUAUUUACCAAGGCUUGUUCGACGUGCGUGCUUGUUCCGAUCUCAUUGACUCGACCGCUCUAACUGAGCGACAGUAUUCCGAUGUCAAUGCAUUCUUAACUCUUGCCGCGACGAGACAUACCUAUCUUCCUGACGAUCUUCGCGGGAAUGCACGUGUUGAUAACAUCGUAGCAGCGGCCAAGGCUGGUCGAGUUCCCGUCCAUCUCGUCAGCAAUUUAUCCGAGAAAAAUCAGCUCGAGACCCUCCCCAAUGACGCCAACAUCAUAUCUCUACUGGAAACAUUCGCCAAGGGAUCUCAUCGAGUCCUCAUCCAUUCGGCCACCGAGCCUGGGGAAUUUAUUGGCAUCAUUUCAGACCGCCGAGUAUUAUCGUGGUUCGCUUCAUAUGCCAAAGAGUCCCCAUCUUUCCAGAAAUAUCUAUCUAAUCCCAUCCAACUUCUCUCUUUACCUUCGCUGAACUUGUAUUCCGCUGUUGUUGCUGCAACGUCGACCGCUUCUAUUCUAGAUGCCAUGCGAUUGAUGAGCGAGGAAGGUGUGAGCAGUAUUGCCGUGAUAGAGGAGAACAGAGGGAUUCUACUGAGUGCUGUCAGCGUGACAGACAUUGGGAAGAAUAACCAGAUUCUGACAACUGCCCUUCAUCAUUUUGUGUCGCAGAUCAAGGAGUUGGAUGGUUCAACUGAUGGCGCUGAUCGUUACCCUGAUAUCGCUGGAUGGUUCACAGUAUAUUCCGUAUCGCCGUCUAGCACGCUCUCGUAUACGGUUGAGAAACUCCUUGCAACUAAUGCCCACCGCCUUUUCGUGACCAAGGAGUCGAGAGCUGCAUCUCCCGUCCUUUCUUCCAACGCUUCGAGCAACCUUUCUGGAAUUGUGUCCAUCGUCGACAGUACAGUCAUCCUUUGUCCUACAGUGUUCUGUCAUCUAAUUUCAGUUGUUUUGCCAGUCCUCUCCUUGUUUGCCCGCCUCGCCAAUGUCCCUGGUGUUGAUCCAACUCAUAUGCAACGCCACCGACGAGCAUCUUCAGCAUCAUCGCAAUCUUCGAAAUCCGAGCGAGACCUAUUUCUGAUGGGUUUAUCACGGUCGAGCAGCAGGUCCAGUGUCCGACGCAGUCCGACCAUCGUCGCUUCGAGCCCACCAACAAUGCCAAUACCAGAUAGUGGGAGGAACGCUUUCCCUAGUCUGGAUGUCAAGCGCGGAGAGAGUUUAAGGAAGAAGGACAGCGUAUAA
Messenger RNA from Laccaria bicolor S238N-H82, 1488 nucleotides. RefSeq lists its product as uncharacterized. The record is from RefSeq and is a predicted model, not a curated record. Bases 1 to 1488 code for a protein of 495 amino acids. NCBI's taxonomy places the organism in Eukaryota, Fungi, Basidiomycota, Agaricomycetes, Agaricales, Hydnangiaceae. Gene Ontology annotation, molecular function: protein serine/threonine phosphatase inhibitor activity. The transcript has 9 exons.